Cercospora beticola is the source of this 1072-nucleotide messenger RNA. Its product is annotated as GPI anchored serine-threonine rich family protein. Lineage: Eukaryota; Fungi; Ascomycota; Dothideomycetes; Mycosphaerellales; Mycosphaerellaceae. The record is from RefSeq and is a predicted model, not a curated record.
GUCGCCAUCUCCCAGUGUACACUAGGCAAAUUCGCAGGGGGUUUAACUGCUGAAGAGCCGCCCUCUUGCUCGAGCACUUCGUAUCCUCCGUCGCGUGGCUCUGUCGAACACUUCUACUCCAACCUUCUUACCACUCGUUUAGGGAACAGUUCUAUCCUCGACUACUUUUCGUAUCCUUAUUUCAUAUACCCACCAUGCAGAUCUCACGCUCUUUGUUGCUUGCGCUCGCUAGCGCCUUCGCUGCCUACGCGCAAGUUCAGUCCACUGGACCGAAUGCCUUCACGAACACGGCAUACAACGCCGUAGCUGGCCAGACCCUGACACUCACAUGGACUCCAAGUACCGAGGGCACCGUCUCGCUCAUCCUCCGCACAGGCGCCAACAAUGACUUGGACACUGUUGAAACCAUUGCGUCGAACAUCCCCAACAGCGGUACUUACGACUGGACCAUCCCCGAAAGUGCUGUUCGUGGUAGCAACUACGCCAUCGAAAUUCAGAGCGACUCGGACACAUCUGUGACCAACUACACUCCCCAAUUCGUGCUCGAGAGCGACAACGUCGGUCCUAUCCCUACCGAAGGUAGCUCUACUUCGGCCCCAAUCUCAUCCUCCGUGUCCACUGCCGCGAGCUCCUCCGCCAGCGAGACCGCGAGCGAGACCACGACCGGAACUGAGACCUCUGAGACCUCUGAGACCUCCUCGGCGACUACCGGAUCUACUAACAGCAGGACUACCGGCACUGCUGCCCCUACCUCGAGCAACGGUGAUCUCCAGGCCACCCAAUCGACAACAUCCGACUCCGGUGCUGGAGCUCGUGCAACUGCCAUGGUCGGCAUGCUCGGUGCUGUCGCACUCGGUGCAUUGGCUUUGUAAGAUGGGAGCCUAAGCAGAUUGAGAGGUGAAGCGGUGAUGCGCAGAAGAAGCCCACAUGUAAUGCGUGAAGAGCGGAUGUAAUUCGAGAUACCUUGUACAGUUUGCGCGAGAAUCUUCAGGCCUUUGCAAGGUCGAUUGAUCAGGGCGCUUUUUAAAUCGACAGAACUGCUACUUUGAGCAGGAAAUCUUUGGGCUUUGCU